AUGGUGAAUGCUGUGGCUGAAGAGCUGAACUCUGAAGAAUUCCAAGAAGCUGUGGGCCUCCAAGGCCAUGGUAAAGGGGGAGCAUUUGCAAAGCCUCGAAUUCAUGACAAGCCUUCACUGUCUGCUUGGCCAAGCCAUGUUGUUACACUGGGACAGUAUGUGGAUCUUAAAUGUGACUAUCAUAAGGAGUCUUCCAUGUUCAAGCUAUACAAAGAACUUGGACCUCCUAUCCCUCAGUUCCAUGACAGAAUAUUCUACAAAACCCUUCUCUUGGGUCCCGUGACAACGGAAUUUGGAGGAACCUACAGAUGCUAUAAUUACAAUCAUCAGUACCCUAAUGAACUGUCAUCACACAGUGACCCCUUGGAGAUCAUAAUUUCAGGAAUCUACAGGAAGCCUUUCUUGUUGGCCCUACCAACUUCCCUGGUAAAAGCAGGAGAGAAGGUGACCCUGGAGUGUCAUUCAGAGAUUAUGUUUGAAACCUUCAUUUUGACUUCACAUAGAAAGAAAAUAAUAAAGACUUCUUUUAAGCUUUCUGCAGAAUCUCAUCUUGGGGGAUCCCAUGGCAACUUCUCAAUAGGUCCUGUGACACCUGACCAUGCUGGGACUUACACAUGCUAUGGUUCUUACAAUCGCACACCAUAUGAGUGGUCCAAAUCCAGUGACCCUGUUGACAUAAAGAUCACAGGUUUAUACAAGAAACCUUCUCUGUCAGCCCUUAUAGACCCUGUGGUGAUGUCAGGAGAGAACAUGACUUUGUCCUGUGUCUCUGACAUUCACUUUGACAUGUUCCAUCUGACCAGAGAAGGGGUGACUCUGGGGCAGGGGCUGCCUGCAGUGCAGAGCCACAAUGGGACAUUCCAGUCCAACUUCCUUCUUGGACUUGUGGUCCAGGGAAGGACCUAUAGAUGCUAUGGCUCUUUCAAAAACUCUUCACAUGCAUGGUCAUCCCCAAGUGACCCCAUGUGUCUUCCUGUCACAGGAAACUGCCCUUCUUCUACAGAACCAGACUCCAAAACUAAUAAUCACAAGCUCCUGUAUAUUCUGAUAAGACUGUUGGCCUUCAUGAUGAUUGUCCUCCUCAUCUUAGUUCAUUCUUGGUGCUAUGCCAAAAGGAAUAAAUAUCAGGAAGAAGCUACCAUUGUGGACCAAGAUUCUGAAGUGCGAAUUCAUGAGAAGCCUUCACUGUCUGCUUGGCCAAGCCAUGUUGUUACACUGGGACAGUAUGUGGAUCUUAAAUGUGACUAUCAUAAGGAGUCUUCCAUGUUCAAGCUGUACAAAGAACGUGGACCUCCUAUCCCUCAGUUUCAUGACAGAAAAUUCUACAAAACCCUUCUCUUGGGUCCAGUGACACCGGAAUUUGGAGGAACCUACAGAUGCUAUAAUUACAAUCAGUACCCUAAUGAACUGUCAUUACACAGUGACCCCAUAGAGAUCAUAAUAUCAG
Messenger RNA from Peromyscus maniculatus bairdii (prairie deer mouse), 1447 nucleotides. The record is from RefSeq and is a predicted model, not a curated record. NCBI's taxonomy places the organism in Eukaryota, Metazoa, Chordata, Mammalia, Rodentia, Cricetidae.